AUGAAACAACCACUGUACAUCGCGAUUUAUGCCCUGUUGAUUACUUUGUGUUCCACGAAAGGCAACAGCAGCAACAACAAAACCGCUGGGAAAGAGGUAUAUUACAAAUUAAAACAAAAUUUUUGAGUUUCUAUUUCUGAUCGAACUUCUAGCCCAUCGCUUUGACAGUUUUAUCAAAUCUACAAGACACGUUUCCUGAUUACCAUAAACUGCCGCUUGUAAGCUCUGUGCUUAUACACCUUCGUAAGGUGUUUAAGCAAGGCUUAUUAACGGAGGCCGGCUUAUAUCUGAGGGAGAUUAUAACCGGUCGGACUAGAAAAAGGGCAUCGGCGUGAAACAAGCUAUAGCAGUGCUAACCAACGUACUUUUUGCAUUUACUGGUUUUAAAUUAAUCUUCACGAAAAAAGUCGGAUUCAUUUCAAUACAAUCUAGAGGAGGGGUUACAUCCGGGGGCUUAUAAUCGGAGGUUUUUUUGCUUACAUCUAGAUGGGCUUAUAAUUGGGGGACUUAUCAGUGAGGAAGGGGUCGAGGGUGGGGGGAGGGGGUUAUAAGCGGCAGUUGACGAUAUUCUUCUUUUAUGGGAUACAAGAUGGUCAGUAGCGGAUCCAAUAACUGGCCACACAAAUGAGUUCCUCUGUCGGGGACUCUCGGAACCACGACAUCAUACCCGCCAGUCAGAGAAUUAACUACUAUAACAAAAUGCGGAAUUCAACGGAGGCCGAAGGCCAUGAAGUUUUGUAAAGAAAGCUGUAAAGCACAAGAAGCUUUUGCGUAUUAUUAAAGUAAACUUUCCCCCUAAGUUUCAGUUUCAGCCGUUGAAUGUCCGUCGUGGGACGCAGACCCACUCCAUGAUCUCGACUGGACCACGUUUUGCGGGACAUGGUGCUAGCGUUUUAGGAAACUAUCUAAAUCGUUCCUCCAUCUCUUCCUUGAUCUUGCUCGGUUCCUUGUGUGCCCUCCUCACCUGAGGACAUAUAAAAUAUCCUCUCUCAGAAGUCAACAACCCCAUUGUUAUUUCUAAUCCUAUUUCCAAUCUUUAACACGUCUUAUUAAGAUAUAAGUGACAGCGACAACAGGAACGAAAAAAAAAUCAACAAAUAUUAUCAGGCUAUUUUUUUUGCGUUACCAAAAGCAGUUAGUCUGCUGAUUUAUUGACCAACUAAUGCGUUUAUGCUCCUUAAUAAUAGUGUGCACAACAGACUUCAUUUGGGUCAUGUUGUCAGAGUACUUGCUGCUCCGCACCAGGAAUUCCAGGGAUCCCAGGAAUCCCUGGACCCGCGGGACCACCUGGCAAUCGUGGACCUGAAGGACCCACAGGCCCAAGAGGAAACAAAGGUGAUGAAGGAUCUCGUGGAAAGCAGGGACCUAAAGGAGAUACAGGACCCUCGGGUUCGACGGGCCUACCAGGAAACAAAGGUAAACCGGGCAUCCCUGGACCCGCAGGACCAUCCGGUAAAGAAGGACCUAAAGGAACAAGGGGACAAACAGGAAACAAAGGGGACAAAGGAUCUCGUGGAACGCAAGGAUCUAAGGGAGACACAGGACCCUCGGGACCAGCGGGUAAAGCAGGAAGCAAAGGUGAACCAGGUGCUCGUGGUGUCCAAGGUCCACAGGGAACCCUCCGAAGUAAUUGGAAACAGUGUGUAUUUAAGAGUAUGAAUGAUGAAACAGACACUGGUUUUAUCAAGGUAAACACUUAACUCCCAAUAGAUUUAUGCCAGUGAAUGUUUCGCUCUUUGUCUUCGCAUAUGGGUGUGAAUCGUCCUGGCAGGAUUUCAUAUAAUCCUACAAAUAAACACGGAUAAAUAUGAUUGAACUGGGGAAAGUAAAGUCUAGACACUAAACGUACCCAUUUAAUAACUUACGAUUCAUAUCAACACUUUUUUUUCUCCUAAUCUUACAUUUUCUUAAAGGUUAUCAGAGUACUCAGGUUUAAAAUUUCUUUUAAUACUAUUUUAGGUAGUAAGUUGUAAUGAAUAUUGAUAUUUAUUGUUUGUUUUAAGACUUGUAAGGACCGUCAUUUAACAAUCGUUUAACAAUUGUUUAAAGCAAUGACAGAUAAAAAAGAAAAGAGGAAGAAGAUAAAUGUUACAAAGCUUCACGAGGCCGUUAGGCCAUUAUAACAAUUUUCAAUUUAAGCGUUAUUUUAAUAAUUCCAUAGGAAUGUAUUUUCAAGAAAACAUCCGACAAUACAGCCUUGCGUGUCUUCUGGAAUGGCGAUUUCCGUGUCGGUAACUGCCACAAUUGCUGCAAUCGGUGGUAUUUUACCUUCAAUGGUGCAGAAUGCUCGUCCCCGGCAGCCAUUGAUGGUAUAUUUUUAAUGUAUCAGGGCACUAGCUGGCAGAAAAAUCCACAUCGCCGACGUCACAUUGAAGGAAUCUGCGAGAAGCUCCGUAAGGGCACGGUCCGCGUGGGAUUCUGGGUCGGUAAGUGCGUGGGUAAAAAAACUGGAGACGCAGCUACAGGCUGGAACUCAGUCUCCAAAAUCUACAUAGAAGAGGUGGCUCCCCCACAGUCGUAA
Porites lobata is the source of this 2521-nucleotide messenger RNA. The record is from the annotation of a GenBank genome assembly. NCBI's taxonomy places the organism in Eukaryota, Metazoa, Cnidaria, Anthozoa, Scleractinia, Poritidae.